AUGAUGACUCUUGCAUCCGCGGUGGCGGACCUGUCCGAAUUCCAGCGGGUUUACGACGUCAAUCAAUCAGUCUGCCCGCAGGAGGUUCCGGAGCCGUGCGACGAGUGCCCACAGGGCUAUUACAUCGUGCCGAACCCUUGUGAGUGCGUUGAGUGCAUUGGCGAAGCGCGCAGGCGCCGCUCCACAGAAUGCACUCCCUGCCCAGCUCCCUUCGUGCCCUGCCAGAACCCCGAAGAAGACGAUUGCUGUGAUCCAUAUAUGCCAAGGACAGACCCGCCACCAAAUGGCACUAUUCCUGUACAGGUCCCAUAUCAAACGUGCACUGAGUUCUCUUUGGGCGAUAGCAUCACGAUCACUGGAAGACUAUCGAGUGACCCGUCUACUAUUGUCACUCACACAUCAGUCGUCAUUGGGGUUAUCCAGAUUACUGGGGGGUACGAACUCGAUCUGCACGACCCGCUCCCAGGAGACUUUGAAUUUGAAUCGACAGUUCAGCAGGCCUGCACUUCCACUGAUGGGACUCAGGUGAGCAGCUCAUUCUCUCCCUUUGUCGGCGGUUGUUGCUGCGCUUGUGGCACUGAUUGCUGCGAGACCACUGAGGUGUGCACUGUGUACCCCAACGGCACGGGUGUUUGCUCCCCCGCUGGCCCGUACCCCGAAUUCUCGACUCCAGCCCCGACCGUGGGCGCCAAGGGCGACCCGCAUUUGGUCAACCUGCAGGGAGAGCACUUCGACAUAAAUCACGAUGGCAAGUUCACACUGCUUCGCUUUCCCCAGGCUGUCGAGAAGCCGGCCGAGUUCACUUUCGUGGCGAACGUCCAGCCAGACGUCGGUAAGCCGUGCACUACAUACAUCACGGAGGCGGAGCUCUCGGGCGCCUGGCUCGGCAGCAAGGUUUUGCAGAUUCGCAGUUACCGCAAGUCCCAUUCGAAUGGCACCGAUGCAUUUCUCGGUGCGCGGGUCCUCGUGAGCGACAAGAUAACACCACCUUGGCAGACUAUCGAGGAGUUCGAGACAAAGAACCUUGUGCUCUCCGAAUUUGGAGUCGUCCAAUCGUCCUUGGAGAAGGCGACGUGGUUUCCCAAGAAGCGCUCAAAGGCGGGGCCGACUGCGGCUGGAAUGUUCACCCUCACGUUGAAAAACAUGCACAGCAUGACUUCCGCCAAGAUCACCAUCCGCCAGGACUUGCCCGAGCAGGAACACUUGAACGUGGCAGUGCGGCAGCUGUCCCAGCUCGGCCGCGUGGACGUCGGUGGUUUGCUCGGCUUCGACGCACACCCGGAGAGCCUCGAGCGCCAGAGCGCCGCGUGUAUCCACCACAAGGCCACGGCGCGCUACCGCAUCGAGAGCCAGGACGACGCGGACCACGGUUAUUACUUCCGGCCGACGUGGAAGGAUCGUUGGGACAAGGUCCGCGGCAAGGACCGCCAGCAGGACAACGAGGCGUCCGCCAGCCUGAUCGGAAGCAGGGUCGCCGGCACUAUGGGCGGCACGAUGUGCAAGUGCUCGAGCGACACCAGCGACAGCGGCAGCACGGACGGCGUGCUCGUCGAGGCCGAGGAGGCAGGCUUCGUGUUCGCGGCGGCAUCGUGGGAGUAG
Messenger RNA from Prorocentrum cordatum, 1599 nucleotides. NCBI's taxonomy places the organism in Eukaryota, Dinophyceae, Prorocentrales, Prorocentraceae. The record is from the annotation of a GenBank genome assembly.